AUCGCGAGCAGCAGCUGUCAAAAUAUUUUCGAUCCAGCGUCGCGCGAGCGUUUCGAAAAAAUCGAUUUUUCGCUGUUUUCUCUCGUUGUGCCAGGAAAAACGGACCUCGAAUCGACUGCGGUGGAGUUCAACAACUGCAAAGCAAAACACCAUGAAUCCUUGAGGGGAAAAUUGCUGUUAGCGAAAAAUCUUUGGAGUUUCCGGGUACCCAUUUUUAACUCGCGCUAAUCACUGUAUUCGGUGUUCGGGAAAUAUGAGCAGCGAUGAGGAAAUCUUCGUCGGCGAGCUUAAAGUAGUUUACGAUUUGGUAACGCGAGCGAAAUUCCGGAAAGCCUUCGAGGCGCUGCACAAGGUACUGGCACAAAAGUCCCCAGGGUUGGAAUCGUCGACGGUGGCUUCCGGCGCUGGUCCCGGAGCCUUCGGAAUAACCGUGGCCGCUGCAAUCGUUGCGGACCAGGAGAAAGAUUCCCUGGAAGAGCUGUUGCUGUUUGUGGUCAGCAAGUACGCAGACCAGUUGGAGCAGGAGGAAAAAUUCCAACAGGUAUUCGAGGUCAUCGAGCAGGGCUUGGAAUUGUACCCGGAACAUCCGGAACUGUUGAACGAGACUGGCGUCCGGCUACAGCGCUAUGGACGCUCGCUGGAGGCUUCGAUCUGCUUCGAGAGGGUGCUGCUGCAGGAGCCCAAAUAUCUGAAGGCCUACCAGAAUCUGCAGAACACCAAGUGCGAGCUGGUCGAACGUUGGCACUUCCGGAUGCUGAACGAUGAGGUGCGUAAUGCUGCCUUUCGAGCGGCCAUCCAGAACCAGAUUAAGGCCGGCCACGGGGAGGUCCUGGACAUUGGAACCGGGACCGGGCUGCUUUCGCUGUAUGCGCUGAACUGUGAUGGAAUCCGGAAGGUGGCGGCCUGCGAUGGGUCCGAGAUUAUGGUUCAGAUAGCGCGGGACGUUUUCGGGGCCAACGGGUUGAGCGAUCGGAUUUGUCUGUUCCAGAGCUUAUCGCAGGAUUUGAAAAUCGGGGACAAGUUUUCGCUGAUUGUGACUGAAACGCUGGACUCGGGAGCAUUUGGGGAAGGGAUUUUGGAGACUUUGAUCCAUGCCAAGCGAAAUUUGUUGUUGCCGGAGGGACGGAUCGUGCCCAGUAGUGUGGCACUGCACGUCACCGGCUACAGAUCCCGGGCACUAACCGCAAGCAAUAUUCUCAUCAACGAAUCUUUUAGCAGCGAUUUUAACCUACCGAGUAAUUGUUUGAUCUCACGAGAAGGAAUUAAGUGUUACGAUGCGGAAGAUGUCAGUAGGAUUAAGGCGAAUGAUGAUUUUGAUUUCGUAACGGAUACGGUGAUGUCCAUGACUGUCGAUUUUAAUGAUCUUGAGUGUUUGGAACGAUGGCAAGACGGGCUUGAGGAAGCUCAGAUCGAACUGAAUUGUGUGGAGGAUGGAAUUUUGGAUGGGUUCGUGGUUUGGUUUGAUUUGGAACUAGACGAUGAGAAUCGGAUCAGCACGGAUCCGAAUGCCAACACUUGUUGGAACCAAGCAAUAUUCAAACUUAAUCAACGACUUCCGGUGACCAAAGAUCAACGCAUUCCACUGAGUGUGUCCUGUAAGGAUGGGGCACUCGCCAUUUCUCAUAAUCUCAAUUCCAUGGAUAAUCAAAUUUGUAUCGAUGAACAUGUGUUGGAAUUUUUGAACGAUUCCGAGUAUUAUAAUAAGCUAAAUACCGAUAUUGAAGAUUUGGAAGACCUUGAAAAGGUCUUGGAUUUAUCACUGUUCCCGUAUACCGGUUUAAAACUCCUCAAAGAGGGCAAGACUUCCGUACUGUUUUGCAUGGAUCGCGCUGAAGAUCUCAUCGAAUUUGUUGCUAAUCAAAAUGACAUUCCAAUGUCUGCCAUCAUGCUACUCAGCUCUAUACCGGAGGCAUUUCUCCUCAAUGAUUACACUCUUGAUAUGAUCAUCAUUCAACCGGUCGAUGUAUUCGGUCAGAUAAACAGUGAACAUUUUUGCCUGUAUCAGUCUCUCUUUCCCAAACUCAAACCCACCGGAUCAAUAGUCCCAUCUCAGGUUCAGCUUCACGGCAGCAUCAUCCACUCCGAUUGGCUCGUUAAAUGCUGCCGGGUAGAAAAUCCUGAACUCCACCAAUUUCAUAUCGACCGAUACCUAUCGACGCUGGAGACGGAAAACCAUCUAGAUUUAGGACCAUUCAGUUACGAAAACCUUUCGACUCCGGUCCAAUUGGCUGAAGUUCACUUUGACGGGAAGCUGCAUGAGAUUGACAAGGAAUUGCCGCUCAUCAACCCAAUGGAACCAAAACAUAUCCACGCCAUACUGUAUUAUUAUCAAAUAGAAUUUGUGCCGCAGAAGGAAUUUCUCAGCACCCAACGGACCCAGAGCUUCGCCAAGCGGUCCGCAUUCAUUAUUCCGAAAGAUACAUUCCAGCAACAACCGACCGGAGCCGAUGAGGAAGAACCGGCCAAAGUCGACAAAGUCAAUAUAAAUAUAGUGCAGAACCAUGGCGUCAUCAAGUGCAAUGUGCUUGACGAUCAGUAGGGAACUUGAUAAAAAAUAAAACGUGAAAAUUGUAACAGAAAAUUCCAAUAUUCCAUUCUAUUUACAACAAAACAAGCAACCAAUAGCUUCACCAGUAAAUAUUAUACAAAACAGAGUAAGAAUAAAAUGAUAACAAGUAUUGAUAUUAGCGAACACACCGAACACAUACAUACAAAUACACUCGCACCUACAAAACCAUAGUGAUGGAAUUGGUAAAUGACAAAACCAACGUGGAAGCGACAUUGCUCUACUGUGUACUGUAGCCAAAACUGGUAAACAGUAAACUUUACUGAAAAAUUCAAACUUGAACAACACACCUAGUUCACUAUAAUCUUUCUUGAUUCUAGUUUUUGUUUUUGAAACAAGGCUGAAAAAAUAUGCCCAUCUUUAUCUGUUCUAAAUCUUCUCAACUAUCUUUAUUCCUUCCACUGGUUUCUUCCAUCACAAAUAUGUAGUCUAUGAAUAAAAGCCAUAAUGGCAGCUGACGCAUUCCUGUUUUAAGUUAAAUAAUAUCUGUUGAUCAAUUAUUUAUGAAAACGCUAUUUUCCCUACCAUAACGAUAAAUAUUGUACACCAGAAUAACAGUAAAACCGAGAAAAUUAUUGAUAUUAAGCAUACACACAUACGUAAACAAACAUAAACACACACACACGUACACUCGCACUCAACAAAACUAUUGAUGGAAAUGGCAUUUGAAGAGACACACACACGUUAGUGUAGAAACAAGAAGAAGAAAAAAAAACAAAAUGUGAACGAAACAUAAAAUGUGGUAACGAAAAGAAGA
This is a messenger RNA of Uranotaenia lowii, 3323 nucleotides long. RefSeq names its product protein arginine N-methyltransferase 9-like. Gene Ontology annotation, molecular function: protein binding; protein-arginine omega-N monomethyltransferase activity. The record is from RefSeq and is a predicted model, not a curated record. The coding region runs from base 254 to 2539 and encodes 761 amino acids. Lineage: Eukaryota; Metazoa; Arthropoda; Insecta; Diptera; Culicidae. The transcript has 2 exons. Gene Ontology annotation, biological process: peptidyl-arginine methylation.